Odontomachus brunneus is the source of this 4775-nucleotide messenger RNA. RefSeq names its product photoreceptor-specific nuclear receptor-like. Bases 311 to 1540 code for a protein of 409 amino acids. Lineage: Eukaryota; Metazoa; Arthropoda; Insecta; Hymenoptera; Formicidae. The transcript has 8 exons. Gene Ontology annotation, biological process: anatomical structure development; regulation of transcription by RNA polymerase II; cell differentiation. Gene Ontology annotation, molecular function: nuclear receptor activity; RNA polymerase II cis-regulatory region sequence-specific DNA binding; zinc ion binding. The record is from RefSeq and is a predicted model, not a curated record.
CCACGUUAACUUAACAAGCUCGGUCAAUGACGCUAACCUAAGAACUAUAUGUUAUUUAUAAACGUAGAUAACAUAUUAAGUUAUAAAAGGUUCCAACUCAAUAUCUCUAAAAGUUCUCGAUUUCUGAAAAGAAAUCUGCAAACAAAUAAACAAACAAACAUACAUACAUACAUACAUACAAGACAAACUAAGAACUUCCUUUUUUCUGAAUUCGUUUAAAAAUAGAUAAACAUUCUUAUACCUAUAUUAUAUCUGCAAUAUACGUAUUCACGUGUUAGCCAAGUCAACGAGUGAGACUACAAUUGUCGUGAUGGGAAAGGCUCGCAGAGAAGAUGGAGAAAACUCCAGGUUCGUGGAAAUGGAGGAGAACGGCCGCGGGGAGACACUCUGCAAAGUCUGCGGGGACAAGGCUUCAGGAAAACACUACGGGGUGCCGAGCUGCGACGGAUGUCGCGGCUUCUUCAAGCGGUCGAUCCGUAGAAAUCUGGACUACGUGUGCAAGGAGAACGGGCGCUGCAUCGUGGAUGUGUCGCGACGCAACCAGUGUCAAGCCUGCCGCUUCACGAAGUGCCUUCAGGUCAACAUGAAACGUGACGCCGUGCAACACGAAAGAGCACCUAGGAGCACAUCCUCCCUCGUCGCAGUGGCGAGGAGGACACCCUCAGGGCUUUACACGGGCAUUCCAAACGUCUAUCAUCCCGCGGGCAGCGCCUACCACCCUCUCCUGUAUCCCGCGUUGUUCCCCUUCAAGCCCACGGUGCCGACAUUCGCACCGUCAGUCGCGCACUUCUUGCCACGACCGCCCGCGGAAUCCUUAUCCAUGACUACCGGCAAGGAAGACGAAGUUACCAGUUCCGAGGAGGCCAGCACCGUCGACGUCAGAAUCGAGCCGAAAGAGGAAUUGGUGAGCACUCGUCUGGCGCCGCCUAUCAUCACUUCCGUCCCGUCGGAAUAUACCGUGCAAGGCUUGUCCCUGCUGCCGACCGAGAAUAUCUACGAGUUCGCGGCCAAGUUGCUUUUCUUCGCUGUAAGAUGGGCGAGAAGUAUACACUCCUUCCUGCAACUCCCUUAUAGAGACCAGACUAUUCUUCUGGAGGAAUCGUGGAGUGAGUUAUUUGUGCUGACAGCGGCGCAGUGGAACUUCUCCGUGGACGAGACCACCUUGGUACCGGUAGACUUGCCGCUGGAGCGAAGAGAAACUCUCGUCGACAAAGCUAGGAGGCUGAGGGAACUCUUAGCGAAAUGCGCCGUUCUGAGGGUCGAUCAUUCCGAAUACGCGUGUCUGAAAGCCAUAGUCCUCUUCAAGGCGGAAUCGCGAGGACUCUGCGAGCCGGGUAGGGUGUCAGCGCUGCAGGAGCAGACAGUGGCGGUGUUCUGCGAGAGGGAUGCGCGCAGAGUGGGUCGAUUGCUGCUGCUUUUACCAUCAGCGCGUGCUCUCUGCCGUGCUACCCUACACGAAUUGCUGUUCAAGCCGACGGUCGGCGACGUUAGCGUGGAGCGACUGUUGGGCGACAUGGUCGGCGCCCUCAGGCCUACCUAACUGUCGGGGCGAGUGCGACUCUGAGGAUAUCCCGUGCGUGUGUUUUAUCGACACUCGUUUAUCGGCGAAGCUAACUCGGGCAGACUCAACAGAUCGAUCUAGGGCUGGUCGAGAUAAGUAUCGAUAUUCUCAUGUGCAUCUGUUAUACACAUACAAUGGAAGAGACUUAUAUAUAAUGAAAAAUGUAUAUCGCAGAAUACUAAGAAGGAUAUUGGAGAAAAAGUUGAUAAAUGAGACAAUAGGAAGCGUACAAGAAGCUAUUAGGUUGAUGCAAAAGAUUCGUCGUGUUCGUCAAAUACGAGAUUAUUCAGUUUCGAAGAAUUAAUAAUUUGGAGGAGCAAAAUGGGCAGUAUCGACAGCAGUUUUGAAAUAUCUAAUGGGGACUUUCUGUUUGCUUUCCAAUGUUCCGACUUUUAAUACGACAAUUUAAUAGAAAAAUAAUAUAUAAAUUCUUAAUUAAUUGAUUUUUAAAUAAAUAAUUAAUUAAUUAAAAAUCUUUUGCACUAAUCUAGCAUAAGAAAAGCUCAUGUAUACAAGCACAUUAGAAAUUAAUUAAUACGUUCCGUGCCAGACUAAUUUUACGUCCAGGUCGCGUGGGUCAAUUGUGUGUUAUUGUAUUUAUUAAAUAAUAAAUGCCUCACAUAUAUAACACAAGAUUUAUUUCAUGUUUAUGAAAUGUUUCUGAGUCGAAUUAUUAAACGGUCAGAAUAGAAAAUUCAGCGUGGGUGACCGAUGACGCAUGCGGCGCGGCGCGUGUUAAUUAAGCAAUUCAUUUUAGAGAGCGACGCUACUCGUUCUCUUGCGAAGAGUCCAGGGAAUCCAAGGAAUAUCGACGUUUUUCAGUAUCAUUGACCAUCUUUAAUUCGACUUUGAUAUCGCGUAAGUUGCACAAAGUUAGUUGUUUCAGUUUGAGAUAUAAGGUUAUCUCUCGAGAUUGUUAGUAUAAUUGUAACGAUUUGUAAUUAUUGUUCUCGCAAUUAUUAUCGGAUUAUGACGCGCCGUGUUGAUAAAACACGUAACGAUAGGAGCAAGCCCGCCGAUAAAACCAAGUUUCACGAUUCAACGAUGCAAAUUCACAAUCUUCAGUUUCGUUUGAGGUAAAAUUACCAAUUCCCGGAUUUAAUCCUUGAUAUUCUUAUUGUUUUGGUCCUUAAAUACAAAUAUUCAAAUUUUCAACAUAGAAUUAUAUACAUUCAAUAAUAUAUUAUAUAUAUAAGGAUUGCGAGUAAUUAAUUAUCGUAUGCAAUUGACGAUUGAUAUAAGUCAAUUCAAUUAGAGACCGUUCGAUUUAUUUUAACAAAUUCAAUCGAAGAUUACUCAAUUGAAAGAAGGGAAUCAAAAGUCAUUCAAGUAGCAAUUGAAUAUAGUAAAUUCACUUAAAGACCGUUUAAUUGACGAUUCAUAUAAGCAGAUUCAAUCGACUCAAUCGAAGAUUGUUCAAUGACGAUUGAUGUGACCAGCGCUCCCUCUCAGUACGGGUCCUACUGACAGCUUCUUAAUCAUCGACAACUUCCACGACGCCAUAAUAUUCCAAGCAUGAAUAUUAUUCACAAAAAACCAAUUGUAACUUUAGUAAUCCAGCGCUUCUCGAUUAAAUUGAUCGAACUUGCUUAUAUCAGUAGUCAAUUAAACGGUCUUCGAUUAAAUUCACUGAGUUCAAUUUGCUAAUUAAACGAUCUUUGAUUCUUUACGCUCAUAUUAUUCGUCAAUUAAACGAUCUUCAAUUGAAUCCGUUGAAAUCAGUGGUCGAUUAAACAAUCUUCGAUUGCUUUUAAUCAAUCGUCAAUUAGUUAAAUUGAAACGUAUUUGUUCAUAUAGCAACUAUUAAAUGGAGAAAAAUUUAACUGAUACUUUUACAACCAAUACAUGAUGUAUAUUUUAUGUUUUGAAAGUUUAAAUAUUCGUAUUUAAGAACCAAAACAAUAAGAAUAUUCAGGAUUGAUUACAUGUUCGCGUGUUGGUAGUUUUAGCUUAUUUAUCGUUCAUUUUUAUUAAUCCUAUCGAUUCGCGAUAGAUAGAAUUAACGUCAUUCGAGCUCGAAUGUCAAUUGGCGUCGGCUCUUUACUAUGUGCAUGCGGUAUUAUGUAUUGACGGGCUUUGCGCAAUGUAAUAUUUACGCACCUUAAUUGGAUACGUGUAUAUAUAGUUCUGUACUAGAUAUAAAUAAUCUUUCUCUUUCCUCUUUCUCUAUUUCUCUCCCUCUGCCGCGGGUCUGUCUGUAUAACGCGUCGUAGAGUGAAUAUAUUAUCUAUUAAAGAGACAAGAAUCGAUGUUCGCGUAAUUUAUUUAAUCGACCGAUUGAAAAUUCCGUUUGUUUAUUAGACAGAUGUAUUAGAAACGAGAAACUAUUAUCCCCGGCAUUAUACUCUCGCUAUUGUUAUCUUUGUAUGUAUAGUGUUAAUUGCGCUAAUUACCCAAGAAUCAUGCGAUCGCAAACCGGUCAUUAUCGCAAAGCAAAAUUGUAUAUUGAGAAAAAACAGUGGUUGAGUUAAUGAGACUUUGUUCGAACAAGCGAAAUUCGUUCGAGCAAACGUUUAAUCGAUUCAACGAAUUAUAUAGUUACUGCGAUGAGAGUUAUCGAUUGAUUCAAUGAUUGCGAUAGAUCAGUAACUACAUGAACGCAACUUAUUGUUGCACUAACGCGUAAUUUGUUCAAUAAAUACAACAUUUCUUUGUCGAUUUUGUCGAUCCAAUUGCUUUUUCUCUCAGAAAUUAGGCAACCUUGUUCCUCAAAGUUAUUCGCCAUAAUGAUUGAACUGGAAUAAAUCUCUUGAGAAAAAACGAUGACUUCUCUCUUCUCAUCGAUAUAAUCUUUCCGCGCGGGAGUACGUUUGAUCGGUUCUCUCGCGUAAGUAGUUAAUAUGCCAGUUUCGUUACUUCCUGGUAAAUGUUCUGCCAAUGUAUAUCUUCCAGAGUUGUAAAGAUAUUAAUUAAAUUUUUCUCAAUUUAACAGUUGAUUCGAACAAAUACGUUUCAAUUCACUUAAUUGAUGAUUGAUUGGAGCAACAAACAAUUGAUAAAUGUUUAAUCGACGGUUGAUUUCAACGAAUUCAGUUGAAGAUCGUUCAACUGACGAUUGAACUUGGCAAAUUUAAUUAAAAGGCCGUUUAACUGAUAAUUGAUACGGGCAAAUUCAAUUGAUUUAGUCGAAGAGCGUUUAAUUACUCGAGGUUAUAAUUGGUUUUGUAGAUGAUAUUCAUACUACUCGUAUUGAGAAAAAUAUUUGAAAAUUUAU